UUUAUCACUACUGCUGGGCUGAGAAAAGUUGAAAGACCGUUGUCCCCGUAUCGCCAUUAUAAAAGGCCCAUCCAGUCAUAUCUAGGAGUCUCUUCCCCCAAGGACUACGACCACUUGGUUACCUUUUUUAUUCCCCCUCUUGGAGCCACCCGCAUAUACUUUGAAUCCACAUUAUGGUCGACUCGUCCGUCCCUAGCUCAAACCUGAGCCAGCCAUGGAAGAAGAAUUGGCCUCAAGGCUUCCAUGAGAUUUCUGGCCUCCACAACACCGAGCGUAUGCCUUCUAACCGUGCUAGUAACGGUGGUGGUGGUGGUGGUGGUGGUGGACCCGUUCCAGGUCCCCAAGGUGGGAAGGGAGCCUCCCCAUUUGCCUGUGCAAUGGUGGAUGGCACUAAAGUGAUGAGAUUGGAUGACAAGGAGGUUUUUAGACGUGCAGUCUAAGCACACAGAUGGAGACUACUAUGUUUUACUGUGCCGGGUCAAGAUGGCUAUCCAUACUCGUGAAUCACACACAUUCUCUAAAUGUCCAAGGUCAAUAUAUCACCAAGGCUCUAAGCUCAAUGCUCU
Aspergillus ochraceoroseus IBT 24754 is the source of this 566-nucleotide messenger RNA. RefSeq lists its product as uncharacterized. Bases 174 to 440 code for a protein of 88 amino acids. The record is from RefSeq and is a predicted model, not a curated record. The transcript is spliced from 3 exons. Lineage: Eukaryota; Fungi; Ascomycota; Eurotiomycetes; Eurotiales; Aspergillaceae.